Messenger RNA from Bombus pascuorum, 3695 nucleotides. RefSeq names its product integrin-linked protein kinase homolog pat-4 (gene Ilk). The transcript is spliced from 7 exons. Bases 423 to 1772 code for a protein of 449 amino acids. The record is from RefSeq and is a predicted model, not a curated record. Gene Ontology annotation, biological process: integrin-mediated signaling pathway; cell-matrix adhesion; substrate adhesion-dependent cell spreading. Gene Ontology annotation, cellular component: focal adhesion; stress fiber. NCBI's taxonomy places the organism in Eukaryota, Metazoa, Arthropoda, Insecta, Hymenoptera, Apidae. Gene Ontology annotation, molecular function: protein binding; protein kinase activity; ATP binding.
GAUAGAGUUACUAUUCUAUAUAGUUUCUAGCCUCUAACUCUCUUAGAGAGAGUGUCUUCUCUAAUAAUAUGAACUAGUAUGAAGUAAUCAUCUCGUGGAUGGGGGAGUAAACUGUACACAACACCACGCGUCAUAUAUGGUCAGAUGUUCGAUUAUACUUAUUGUAAUGCAAUAAAAUCAUUAUAUUCAACAUUGUGUGUUAUUUUGUAAACUGAUGUACGCCGCAGAGUUCGAAUCUCGUUACUAAUCCGCCUAUUAAGUACAACGAAGUAAUGUGUGGUUUUUGUGUCAGCGUUGCUUGUGUGUGGAAUUAUGGUUAUAUUUAGUAUAUGACGACUACGGUGUUUUGAAGCACGGAGCACUGCCACUCCUUCAGUUAUAAUAUUUUUACAAUUUUUUUAUUUUAUUUGUAAGUGAAAAAAAUGGAAGAUAUAUUUCAAUGGUGUCGUGAAGGAAAUGCCAUGCAAGUACGUGUUUGGCUAGAUGACACCGAACAUGACAUGAAUCAAGGCGAUGAUCAUGGGUUCAGUCCACUCCAUUGGUGUUGCAAAGAGGGACACUUGAAAUUAGCCGAGUUGUUAGUUAGCAGAGGAGCACGUAUUAAUGCAACUAACAGAGGUGAUGAUACUCCUCUUCAUCUUGCAUCUGCCCAUGGACACAAAGAAAUAGUUCAAUUGUUACUUAGGAAUCGAGCAGAUGUCAAUGUCACAAAUGAGCAUGGUAACACUGCCCUUCAUUAUGCGUGCUUUUGGGGCGAUCAAGCAGUUGCCGAAGAAUUGGUAACUGCUGGUGCUUUGGUAUCAAUUGCAAACAAGGAUGGUGAUACUCCGUUAGAUAAAGCACGAGGCCAUUUGGCCAAAAGAUUACACGAUUUAGCUGUAGAAUAUGGACAGGACUUAAAAAAGAUUCAGUUUAAAGAUCAAAGCUGGCUAGGUUUGAAAACUAGAAGUCGUGAUGCAACGCUAUCAAGGCACAAAGGAAUAAACAUGGCAGAUCUUUCUCUGCAUACUCAUUUAGCUAGUACGCCAAGUGGUGAAACAUGGCGUGGGCGUUGGCAAAACAAUGACAUUGUGGCAAAAAUUUUGAAUAUACGUGAAUGUACGGCUCGAAUUUCAAGAGACUUUAACGAAGAAUUCCCAAAAUUAAGAAUUUUUUCACAUCCCAAUGUACUACCUGUACUUGGUUGUGUCAAUCAACCACCGCAAUUAGCAACUGUCUCGCAAUAUAUGGCACGUGGGAGUUUGCAUAGGCUUUUACAUGGAGGUACAGGCGUCGUUGUUGACACUGCCCGUGCACUUAGACUUGCCCUCGAUGUAGCGAGAGCUAUGGCAUUUCUUCAUGGGCUUGAAAGGCAAAAUAGAUGUAGAUUUCACCUUAAUAGUAAACAUAUUAUGAUUGAUGAAGAUUUAACAGCUCGCGUGAACAUGGCGGAUUCGAAAUUUUCAUUUCAAGAGGUGGGUCGAAUCUACGAACCAGCGUGGAUGUCUCCGGAAGCAUUAAGUAAACGUCCGGCGGAUAUAAAUCUCGAGGCCAGUGAUAUGUGGAGUUUUGCCGUUCUGUUAUGGGAACUUGCGACAAGAGAAGUUCCGUUUGCAGAUCUUUCGCCGAUGGAAUGUGGCAUGAAAAUUGCACUAGAGGAUUUACGUGUUAGUAUACCUCCAGGAAUUUCACCGCAUCUUGCUAAGCUUAUUAGAAUUUGUAUGAACGAAGAUCCAGGGAAACGCCCGUCUUUUGAUAUGGUCGUUCCUAUACUCGAUAAAAUGAAACGCUAAUUUUUGAUAUAAUUUUUCUGUGCAUUGUAAGAAUCGUGGCUUUCGUCCAAACAUGUGUUUCAUUGCGAAUGCGAUUAAUCAAAGAUUGUUCCAAAUUAGUUUACUUAAUGAUUCAUUUGGAUUCGUGACAAAGUAAAUCGAAGCAAAAAGAGCGAUUCUCAUUUGAAUUGCGAAGAAGCACAUAGUUAUACUUGACGAAAUGUUUCGAAAAACUGUACCUGCUAAUCGGUAUCAGCAUAUAGAACAAAAAUUCUUUUAAAAAAAUUAUUAUUUAGUUGUAAAACCGGCGUUCUUGUAAGAAUGUCACUACUACUAAAUCUUUUCGAUACAAAUUGUUUUCUAUCGAAUACGUUCUUUACCAGUGAAACUAUUAUUAUUUUUAUUAUUAUUUUUCGACGCUUUUCGCAAUGAACACAAUUUAGCAGAAAAAUCUUCGAAUAUUUUUGAUAAACUGGUAAAUAAUUUCAGAAAUGGACACUCGUUAAACGAAGUGUCAUUUGUAUGAGUUAUUCGUUAUUGUUUUCUUGUCGAUAGAUUUUAAUAGAGAUAAUCGAAGUUGGUUGAUGAAAGAUAAUCUUAUAAGCUAAUAUUAUAAGCUAGAGAUCUUUUGGGCAAAAUUUGUGCGAUAAUUAAAUGAUAAAAAAUACAUAUUAAUUUAUAUUUGAUGAAACAUAUUGAAUUCUUCGAAAGGUAAAGUUCCCGAAUAGUUGUAUUCUCGCCGGUAUCUAUGCUCUUGAAGUAUAUUGUCAGAUCACCAUUUUAAACAAUCUUUUCUCAUAUAUACAUAUAUAGGGUAGGUAUCGGUUUCACUUUACGAGUUACACAUAAAAGUAUGUUUGGCAUCAUAUAUGUACUUUGCUUCUAUAUUUUAUACAAAAUUGAAAGUUAGAUAUUAUAAUUAUUGUUUGUACAUGCGCGUGUGUGUUCAAAUUAUAAUUAUGCUGAUUUAGUCGUGCCAUUAUUGAUAAUGUCCAUCCGGACCGCCAACAGUUAAAUACUCCUUCACAUAUGGAAUUCAGUGAUUGGAAUUUUUAUUAGUUUUAUCGUUGUUUGUGUCACCAUGAAGAUACUAAAACAGUACAAUUAAAAUUCAUGAGGAGGUUACACAUCGACAGAGUAAGCUUCAUACGGUAUAUAUAAUACCAAAUGUACUUUAGCGUAUAAGUAGAACAUUAAAACCGACCACCCGUUGUAUGCAUACGAAAAAUACAUUUAAAAUGGUGAUCUUGACAAUAGGAUUUAAGGGCAUCAGAAUCUGUGAAGUGGCAACAUGGCCCUUCGAAAAAUUCGUAGCAAAAUUUAGAAAAGAUCUGAAAAUGUCAAAAUAAGGAAUAUAUGCACCAAUUUUUUAAAUAACUUUUUACUAUUUACUAGAUAACUUUUGAUAUAAUUUUUCUUAUAUCGUUAAUUAAAAACCAUUUUCAUUCCCAAAGAAACCUAAUUAAACGUAAUCAAAUUGCACUUACUAAUUACAUUAGGAAAUGCAGCCUCAACUGAUCUGCCUUUAUUAAAAUAACUAAAUUAUAUUUUUUAUACAAUCGUAUUUAAAGAAAUAAUGUGCCUACGAAAAUCUUCCACAAUAUUUGUUCAUAUAUAGUGAGCAAGUUUAUUGUUGUCUGUUAUUUAUACAAUUUUCAUGUAUUCCUAUUGUCUAUAAUCAUAUUCACAUUUUCCAAAUAAAUAUUAACUCGUCUUUUUAUACAUGUAUAAUAUGAUCGACUUUAUAAUAUCGUUAAUUUUGUUGAUACAUUCUGGUGCACGGAGUGUUAAUUAUAAUUAAUACUUGAUGUGACUAUUACUUUUUCUGUCAUUUCACUCUGAAUAUGUCCAGCAUAUGUUGCGUCAAUAUCACAAGCUGGAUUUUAUAACCUCUGAUAUAUUGUAUCUUAAAAUGAAAAUAAAUAAAACUCUAUAAUAUAUAAA